Messenger RNA from Haliotis rubra (blacklip abalone), 2533 nucleotides. RefSeq lists its product as uncharacterized. The transcript has 10 exons. The coding region runs from base 426 to 1538 and encodes 370 amino acids. Gene Ontology annotation, biological process: monoatomic anion transport; transmembrane transport. The record is from RefSeq and is a predicted model, not a curated record. Lineage: Eukaryota; Metazoa; Mollusca; Gastropoda; Lepetellida; Haliotidae. Gene Ontology annotation, molecular function: transmembrane transporter activity.
CAGGAAACGCUCAAUAACGAAGACAAGGUUCAUCUCGAUCACACAUUAAACAGAAUAUUUGCAGUACGGGAUAAAUGAAUUAACGAAAGAAGAUUUUGACGGGAAAUGACGUCAAAGGAGGAAGAAAUCCAGAAACCAAACGUUCCGAUAUGGCGCACAAAGCGAUACCAGAUGGCCAUCCUGUACUGCCUUGCCUUUGUUGUACAAGGUAUCCUCAUGUACAACCUCAGCAUCGCCAUAGUGUGCAUGGUGAAGCAUGAGCCGCAGUACAACGAGAUCCACACUGAGGCGUUAGUGUCCAAUGACACCACAAGAAACGAUACCAUGGUGAAAGAGGGCGGUGAGUUCCGGUGGUCCAAACAGCUUCAAGGUCUGCUUCUUGGUGCUAUGUUCUGGGGCUACAUGGCAGGCCAGAUACCCGCCGGAUGGCUGAGCCAGAGGUACGGUGCUCGGAUGGUUGUUGGCCUGGGAGUUGGAGGUGCGUCCGUCGUCACCCUUCUCUCCCCAUUAGCAGCAAGAACAAAUCACUAUCUCUUCCUGGUCACCAGGCUGUUAUUUGGAGCAUUGCUGGGUGUACCAUAGGCAAUGCCAUCGUGUUUCCACUUGGUGGAAUACUUUGCGGCGAUGACGUCAGCCUUGGAUGGCCAUUUGUAUUCUAUAUAACUGGUGGAGUAUCUGCAAUAUGGAGCAUGCUGUGGAUUUUCUUUGCUCGAAACACCCCAUCUCAAACCCCGGGUAUAUCGGCAGAGGAAGUAGAAUACAUUGAAGCAAGUCUCAGACACCGGGUGUCCAUGAAAAGAGUUCGAACAACACCAUGGAGAAAGAUGUUCACUUCCAGACCCGUCUUUGCCGUCAUCGCAACCCAUUUCCUCGCCAACUUCGUCCUCUACAUGCUGCUAACUAAAGCGCCCACUUACUUCAACGAGAUCUUAAAGCUCGACAUCAAAGCUAACGGUGUAUAUUCAAUGCUUCCAAUAAUCUGUAUGGGCGUAACCGUUUUUGCUGGUGGGCACAUAUGUGACUUCUUUAUCUCCAGGAAGAUCUUCAGUGUUGGAGUGUCCAGGAAAAUUGUAAAUGUUCUAGGUACAGCAUUUCCCGGGAUCUUUAUGGUGAUCUUGGCUCAGGCAGAGCAGGGCCAAGUCGUAUUCGGUGUAUCGUUCAUGUGUCUGACACUCGGCUUCAUGGGCUUCGGCUUUAGUUCCUACGUCAUUAACUACGGUGACAUCGCGUUGCAGUAUGCCGGCACGCUGUCCGGUAUAGGCAACGCCAUCAGCUCCUUACCAGGGGUAGCAGCCCCGUAUGUUGUGUCAGAGCUCACCCCAAAUGGUACCCGACAGGAAUGGCAACUGGCUUUCUACGUCACUGCUGCAAUAGCAGGACUUUCGGCCCUUGUUUUUAUCCUGUUUGGUUCCGGUGAGCUGCAGCCAUGGGCAAAACCACAAUCAACACAGGAAGUAAUAUUCAUCGAAAAACCAAAUCAAAAUAUAUCAGUUUCGAUGGUAAAGCAUCCAAAAGACUUAGACAAUUCACGUAUAUGAAAGAAAUAUGAAUGAAAGACCAACACAAAACUAAACAUCUUUGAAUCACAAGUUCACUUUGGAGGGAUUACAUGUUCAUUAAUUUUAUCUUUAAGUGUAUAUUAAUAAGUACUUUAACACACCUAAACGAAGCUGACGUUAAUCUGAAGCACACGAGGCGUCGGACAUGAUAUCGAAACUACCAGCACUCUCAUUGUGAUGAACUGAUGACCUAAUAUUUUUUAAGAGUACCAGUGACUGAUUCUCGUACAAAAGGGUAUGAUUCCUGGAUUUCGUGGGUGCCGAUCUAACAGACCUCGAGAACUGAUGCAGCACUUGUUUCUUGCAACCCUCAAACCAAUACGGAGUUAUUGGACCAGGACCAUAAUCAGAGUGAAACGUGCAAGGAUUGCUGCUUCCUGGCACCAUUAGCAGAAGUACCAGUGAUCUUGACAUAUGUUUACCAGAUAAACGCCUCUUUGGCAUGUGAUGGAAAUCAUCUGCCUCUCAGAUCGCCUCAGCCUUUAGAAAAAUACAUUUUUUGCAAUGUUUCCUUUCCGUUUUGAUAAGCGAUCAUAUGAAGUGUAAUGGCAAAUAUUAAUUUCUCGUUAGUAUCGAAUCUACAAAACUAUUUGAUAUAGAUAUAGCAUGUGUUUUUCAGUGUCUUUGUAGUAUAGACGAAUAGGAUUUAUUGUAAAUGUUACACGUUUUAUAAGUUUUUGUGCUUUACAGAGAAUGAGAGAAGUGAGAGAAUGUAUGCUUCCAAUUAUAAAAUACGUAUCUUCCUCCAUAAGAAUGAGCAUCCAAUUACCAGUCGCAAUUUUCACUGCUGUUGUCAUUCAGAAUUGUCUUAUUGCCUUUGUCCGUUGUUCCAAAUUGUCGUUGUUACUCUUUGUCAUUUGUAUGUAUACUUCUACAUCAGCUGCGUGUGUCAUUCACCUCAUGCAGAAGCGAACACACGGUCACAUAUUGGUUUUGUAUCAAGAAAGGAAUAAAUUGACGUCCGUGCAUGCAGA